Messenger RNA from Stomoxys calcitrans (stable fly), 2619 nucleotides. RefSeq lists its product as uncharacterized. NCBI's taxonomy places the organism in Eukaryota, Metazoa, Arthropoda, Insecta, Diptera, Muscidae. The record is from RefSeq and is a predicted model, not a curated record. Bases 39 to 1889 code for a protein of 616 amino acids. The transcript is spliced from 3 exons.
GAACCACAAAUUUACAUUCGAAUUGUUGUGGUUCCACCAUGAAGCCUCUAACAUUUUGCUUCGUUUGCCUUGCGGCUCUCGUUGUAAAUGCCAAUUCAAAAGCUGUGCCAGAAGAAGCUAAAGUAAGCCAUCAUGUACAAAAAUCAGAUUCCCCCAAAAAAUCCGAACCUAUUGAAUGGAUCCCAAUUCCCCUCGGUAGCGAUUGGAAAGGUGAUUUGCUUGAUCCUGAUAUGAAGAAGGUAGAAUCGUCGAAAAAAGCUGAACUCAUUGAUUGGAUCCCAGUUCCUCUUGGAAGCGAUUGGAAAGGGAAUUUACUUGAUCCUGAUAUGAAGAAGGUUGAAUCCCCCAAAAAAUCCGAACCUGUUGAAUGGAUCCCAGUUCCUAUUGGAAGCGAUUGGAAAGGUGAUUUGCUUGAUCCCGAUAUGAAGAAGGUAGAAUCCUCGAAAAAAUCUGAAAUAAUUGAUUGGAUCCCAGUUCCUCUUGGAAGUGAUUGGAAAGGUAAUUUGCUUGAUCCUGAUAUGAAGAAGGUGGAAUCCCCUAAAAAACCCGAACCUAUUGAAUGGAUCCCAGAUCCCCUCGGUAGCGAUUGGAAAGGUGAUUUGCUUGAUCCCGAUAUGAAAAAGGUAGAAUCCCCUAAAAAAUCCGAACCUAUAGAAUGGAUUCCAGUUCCCCUCGGUAGCGAUUGGAAAGGUGAUUUACUUGAUCCCGAUAUGAAGAGGGUAGAAUCCUCGAAAAAAACAGAACUCAUUGGUUGGAUCCCAGUUCCUCUUGGAAGCGAUUGGAAAAGUGAUUUGCUUGAUCCUGAUAUGAAGAAGGUAGAAUCCUCGAAAAAAUCCGAACCUAUUGAAUGGAUCCCAGUUCCCCUCGGUAGCGAUUGGAAAGGUGAUUUGCUUGAUCCCGAUAUGAAAAAGGUAGAAUCCCCUAAAAAAUCCGAACCUAUAGAAUGGAUUCCAGUUCCCCUCGGUAGCGAUUGGAAAGGUGAUUUACUUGAUCCUGAUAUGAAGAAGGUAGAAUCCUCGAAAAAACCAGAACUCAUUGAUUGGAUCCCAGUUCCUCUUGGAAGCGAUUGGAAAGGUGAUUUGCUUGAUCCUGAUAUGAAGAAGGUAGAAUCCUCGAAAAAACCUGAACUCAUUGAUUGGAUCCCAAUUCCUCUUGGAAGCGAUUGGAAAGGUGAUUUGCUUGAUCCCGACAUGAAGAAGGUAGAAUCCACGAAAAAAUCUGAACUCAUUGAUUGGAUCCCAGUUCCUCUUGGAAGCGAUUGGAAAGGAAAUUUGCUUGAUCCUAAUAUGAAAAAGGUGGAAUCCCCCAAAAAAUCCGAACCUGUUGAAUGGAUCCCAGUUCCCCUCGGUAGCGAUUGGAAAGGUGAUUUGCUUGAUCCCGACAUGAAGAAGAUAGAAUCCACGAAAAAAUCUGAACUCAUUGAUUGGAUCCCACUUCCUCUUGGAGGCGAUUGGAAAGGAAAUUUGCUUGAUCCUCAUAUGAAGAAGGUGGAAUCCUCCAAAAAAUCCGAACCUAUUGAAUGGAUCCCAGUUCCUCUCGGUAGCGAUUGGAAAGGUGAUUUGCUUGAUCCUGAUAUGAAGAAGGUAGAAACCUCCAAAAAAUCCGAACCUAUUGAAUGGAUCCCAGUUCCCCUCGGAAACGAUUGGAAAGGUGAUUUGCUUGAUCCUGAUAUGAAGAAGGUGGAAUCCUCCAAAAAAUCCGAACCUAUUGAAUGGAUCCCAGUUCCCCUCGGAAACGAUUGGAAAGGUGAUUUGCUUGAUCCCGAUAUGAAGAAGGUGGAAUCCGCCAAAAACCCGGAACCUAUUGAAUGGAUCCCAAGUCCCUUAGGGGACGAUUGGUUAGAUUAUUUGCUGGGCCAUUAUGAACAAAAAUCAGAAUCCUCUAAGUAACGUAAAUCUAUCUAUAAGAGUACUCUCCGUACGAUAGUUAAGCUUUUUCAGAUCAGAAUUAGAUUUAAAAUAUCUAUACAGAGCCCAAAACUAUUCCAGCGAAAAUCUUAUAUAAAUUAAUUAAAAAGUCACUAUGAAGAAAAACCGUUUGUAAUGGAUGUUUUUAAACAAUACAUGUAGUCGCUAUUUACAGCAAAACAGACGUUCAAUAGGUAUAGAUGUGCCAUCGCCUCUUUUAAAAGGCACCACGUUUGUAAAGAUUAGAAAUAAACAAAGAAAAUUAAGAGAAGAGAGAAUUUCAAAAUAACUAUGUGUGAACAAUGAAUGAGUUUUUAAUGGAUUAUGGACACUUUUUUACUUUUAAACCGCAGUAAGCACCUCUGGCGGUGAAAUUGUCGUUACCAUAAGAAAUACAUUGACGGAAUUUCGUUUGCAGAUACGCAGAUGUAAAAUAUGAAAAUGUGGUAGAACUAGAAAUCAGAGAUACGAAGAGAUUUCCACGAUGUUGCAGUUGUAAACUCUUUUUCUUGCUUUGCUAACUCGAUGUCAAAUGCGACAAGCGUAAGUGUAGUAUAAACCUUAUUCUCAUAGAUAAAAGUCCGCCGACUAAUACUAUUUUAACACAUUUCCUUACUUAAGUUCCUUUCGUUGUAGUCUUUUCAUAGUAGAAUGUUUUUUUUUGAAGAAAAUCAAUAAUUCAAAAAUAAAUUUUAAAAUUUCUUAAAAGAUA